This is a messenger RNA of Striga asiatica, 363 nucleotides long. Lineage: Eukaryota; Viridiplantae; Streptophyta; Magnoliopsida; Lamiales; Orobanchaceae. The record is from the annotation of a GenBank genome assembly.
AUGAAAAAGAUGUCAUGUGGUUCAGAUUUGACGAAAUUGUAUGUUCCUUUCUGCAAAGAGGGCAAUGGCCAUUGGCUCGCACUGGAGAUUGAUCUAUCCCAGAGAUGCAUUUACGUCUAUGAUAGCGAAACAAGUGUCAUGCGGAGGGCACAACUGGAGAGGCAACUUGAGCCCAUUCGAGUUGUGGUACCGAUGCUACUGACGAAGCUGAAUGCUAACUACAGUGCUGAAAAGUUUGAUUGGAAACGGUUGACAUCUCCUAGCCAAAGCAAUGGAGAUGGUGAUCAUGGAACAUACCUUGAAAGCCGUGAUCUUAAAUACAGUUCCAAGUCGAUGGAUGUUUCGAGAUGGGAUAUCGAAUAA